AUGGAUUUAGAUCAAGUAGAUUAUGAUGAAUUCAUCAAUUCAUUGGAAGAUUAUGUACCAACUAGAACAGGUUUUGAAUGUAACGAUAUUAGAAUAAAGAGAUUGAUAUCAUUGGCAACUCAAAAGUUUAUAUCAAGUGUUGCAGAUGAUAGUUUGCAGUACUGUAAGAUUAGACAACAAGCACCUACACGUGAAAAGGUAAAGAAGGAAAAGUCGUUGGUACUGACAAUGGAUGAUCUCUCUCAAGGUUUGAAAGACUAUGGAUUCAACAUUAGAAAACCAGAAUACUUUGCAGAAACUAUUCCUCAAUCAGCUCAAACCGUUGCUGCACCAGCACCAUCAACAUCUACUAGUAAAGAUGCUGCCAAAGGCAAAGGAGGAGGAGGAGGAGGAGGAGGAAAAGAGACUGCAGACAAGGACAAAUCUGAAAAGGAAAAGGAUGGAAAGGAAAAGGACGGAAAAGAAAAGGAUGGAAAAGAAAAGGAUACACCAUCCAAAGAAAAGGAUUCAAAGGAAGGUGCUUAA
Messenger RNA from Cavenderia fasciculata, 525 nucleotides. RefSeq lists its product as uncharacterized. Gene Ontology annotation, cellular component: nucleus; SAGA complex; transcription factor TFIID complex. The coding region runs from base 1 to 525 and encodes 174 amino acids. Gene Ontology annotation, biological process: transcription initiation at RNA polymerase II promoter. The record is from RefSeq and is a predicted model, not a curated record. Lineage: Eukaryota; Evosea; Eumycetozoa; Acytosteliales; Cavenderiaceae. The transcript is spliced from 3 exons. Gene Ontology annotation, molecular function: RNA polymerase II general transcription initiation factor activity; promoter-specific chromatin binding.